This is a messenger RNA of Petromyzon marinus (sea lamprey), 1597 nucleotides long. Its product is annotated as calcium homeostasis modulator protein 6-like. The record is from RefSeq and is a predicted model, not a curated record. Lineage: Eukaryota; Metazoa; Chordata; Hyperoartia; Petromyzontiformes; Petromyzontidae. Gene Ontology annotation, molecular function: monoatomic cation channel activity. Gene Ontology annotation, cellular component: plasma membrane.
UUCUGGAUCUUAUCUCGCGCGCGCGCACACGCGCGCGCGCGCGCACCCCUCAUCUUUUAUUCUCGUCGAAGACUUCUCUGAAAACAAUCUUCCGAUGUUGUGGCUCUUGCAACCCCUAGCGCGGACACAACGAACCAUCUUCACCGAGAGCUGAACCAUCUUCACCGAGAGCUGAUCCAUCUUCACCGAGAGCUGAACCAUCUUCACCGAGAGCUGAACCAUCUUCACCGAGAGCUGAACCCUCUUCACCGAGAGCUGAACCAUCUUCACCGAGAGCUGAACCAUCUUCACCGAGAGCUGAACCUCAACGGCGGCCCGCUCCGCGAUUUCAAACUCCAACCCGUGGUACCCCCCGCCGCCAGCGCGCGCCAUCAUCGAUUUCGACAUCGUCAAAAGCUCCCUAACCCACCAACACCAACAACACCACCAUCACAGAUAAUCAUCACCGCAGCCAUGGCUCAGAGCUUUGUGACCGCAAUGAAAUUCGCGAAGGCUCAAAAGGCCGUGCUCGGGAACAGCGCGGUGGCCGUGCUGACCGGAUCCUUCGAGCAGAUCUACCAGAGCGCCACUUUCAAGUGCCCCUGCUCGCCCGGCGUCAGCCAGAUCUACGCCUCCACCUCGCUGCUCGUGCCGGCCCUCGUCCUGCUCGCCAUGGGCUACACGGCCAACGCGAGGACGUGGAAGCUGGUGACCGGCUGCUGCUCCUUCAGGCCCGUCCGUGGCUUCGGCGGCCUGCGGAGGUUCCUGCGGAUUUUGCUGUCGGUCACGGGCAGGGCUAUCGUGGCACCAGUCGCUUGGCUGCUCGUGGCGCUGUUUGACGGCAGCUACUACGUGUGCGGAGUGAGCCCCUACGCCACGCAGGUAAAGAACGGCUUCCUGGGAGGGUGGCUGCCGACGGUGGCGGACGGCCUCUCCCACCUGCCCGAGCCUCUGGCCAAGAUGAAUCAUUCGCAGCUGGCGCCGAUACUGGCGGCCCUGCCGUGCCGGAGGCCGGACGGCAUCUCUGCGUCUUCGAGCGACCAGAUCUUGAGGCAGCUGGCGAUCCAAUCUCAGCUCUGGGGCUGGUUCUUGCUGGCCACGGCCGUCGUGCUCGCGAUGAGCUGCAACUGCCUGGCGUACUGCACGGCGCCCGUCAGCUACCUGCACCUGCAGUACUGGCGGGGGUACAUCGAGGCGGAGGGAGAGCUCUUUCAGAAGCGGGCAUCGGAGCACUCCAGAGAGCUCGCCUCGAAGAACGUGGACAGGUUCUUCCAGAGAGAUGCGGGGGGUAGCCCCUUGGCGUCGAACCCCAGCAUCGACGACUGGAAAUCCGCGUCGCGCCUCUACGUCUUCCACGAGGGGCAGCCGCUGCGCUACAGCACCCUGGACAGCUGGGCGCAGAAGGGCGCCCAGCUGCCGGCGGGGAAGGAGGGUGCGGCGGGCGGCGUGGCCUCGCCCGAGGGGGAGAUCGAACCCUCGCUGGCGUUCGUGGACGGCACGCGGCUCCUCCGGCUCAGAGACGCCCUCUCGGUGGACAGCGAGACGGAGCCACUCAACGGCAAAGCCACAAACAUUUGAGCCGACGAGGAGGAGCGUGAAGACGAAGCGACGAGGGGGA